UCUUUCUUCCAUCCACCCUUCAUAAAUCCCCAUGAAUAGAAUACACCCACAUUACAUUCCCCAAAACCCUAAUCCCAAAAUCCCAAAAUGUCACUCACAUUCAAACCCCAGAUGAUCACACCCAUUUCACAUUUCAACAAAACCCACAAAAACCCUUCAAUUUCAACCACACCCAUUUACCAUUUCAACCAAUUAACCACCCCCCACAUUGUGUUCCGUUCAAGAAAGAUGACGCCACACGCCAAGAAGAUGACGUCACGCAUGAUGAUAAAAAGUUCAUUGAUUGAACCAGAUGGUGGGUUGCUUGUUAAUCUGGUGGUGCCAGAGGAUCAAAGGGGGGUGAAGGUUGCAGAAGCAGAGGGGAUGGUGAAAGUGGGGUUGAAAAAGAUAGAUUUGGAGUGGGUUCAUGUGGUUAGUGAAGGGUGGGCUAGUCCUUUGAAAGGGUUUAUGAGGGAAGAUGAGUAUUUGCAGAGCUUGCAUUUUAAUUCAAUGAGGGUUGGGGAUGGUGGGGUUGUGAACAUGUCAUUGCCUAUUGUGUUGGCUAUUGAUGAUGAGUGUAAAGAGAGAAUUGGUGGGGAUAGUGAUGUGGCUUUGGUUGGGCCUGAUGGUACUACAGUUGCUAUUCUAAGAAGCAUUGAGAUAUACAAGCAUAACAAAGAAGAACGAAUCGCCAGGACAUGGGGAACCAUUGCUCCCGGACUACCUUACGUCGAAGAAGCAAUAACGCCGGCUGGCGACUGGCUCAUCGGUGGAGAUUUAGAAGUAUUAUCUCCAAUCAAAUACAAUGACGGUCUUGAUAAUUACAGGCUUUCUCCCAAGCAACUUCGUGAAGAGUUUGACCGCAGACAAGCCGAUGCGGUUUUUGCUUUUCAGUUAAGAAACCCCGUGCAUAAUGGGCAUGCGUUGUUGAUGAAUGACACGCGUAAAAGACUGUUAGAUUUGGGUUACAAGAAUCCAAUUCUUUUGCUUCAUCCUUUAGGUGGAUACACAAAAGCCGAUGAUGUGCCGUUGGAUGUACGCAUGGAACAACAUAGCAAGGUCUUAGAAGAUGGAGUACUUGACCCCGAGACUACCAUCGUCUCUAUAUUUCCGUCACCAAUGCAUUACGCGGGUCCCACUGAAGUACAGUGGCACGCAAAGGCACGAAUAAAUGCUGGUGCUAAUUUCUACAUUGUGGGCCGCGAUCCAGCUGGAAUGGGUCAUCCUACUGAAAAACGUGACUUAUAUGAUCCCGAUCAUGGUAAAAAGGUGUUGAGCAUGGCCCCGGGGUUGGAGAAGUUGAAUAUUCUGCCAUUUAGGGUGGCAGCGUACGACACAGUAGCCAAGCAGAUGGCUUUUUUCGACCCUUCACGAGCUAAAGAUUUUCUUUUCAUCUCCGGGACCAAGAUGCGGACCUUUGCAAGAACUGGAGAGAGCCCACCAAAUGGUUUUAUGUGUCCGGGAGGAUGGGACGUUCUUGUCAAAUACUAUGCGAGUUUGCAAACCGAAGAAGCCAAGUCUGUGGCAGUUUCGACGUAGAAAAUUUUAGAUUUGACCCGAUUCUUGCUAUUGAUUAUGCUAAUUGAUUUGUUUUUUUUUUUUUUUUUAAGCUGAAACUUAUUUAAGUGAACACUCAAUUCUUGCUAUUGAUUUUGCUGAUUGAUUUGCAA
Molecule: messenger RNA, 1649 nt
Organism: Helianthus annuus (common sunflower)
Lineage: Eukaryota; Viridiplantae; Streptophyta; Magnoliopsida; Asterales; Asteraceae
Product: ATP sulfurylase 2
Exons: 5
Coding region: 88-1518 (476 amino acids)
Biological process (GO): sulfate assimilation
Molecular function (GO): sulfate adenylyltransferase (ATP) activity; adenylylsulfate kinase activity
Source: RefSeq, a predicted model, not a curated record